CCGUCUCAUUUCGCUCAGCAGCUGCGGCGCGGCGGCUUGGGUACGAGAUGCUGUGACGUUAAUAUCAAAUCGACAGAAAAUGACACGGAAUUCAAUACGUUUUUUAUUUCAUAUCGUGCGUUCUGGAUCUUGAGCUCAGUUUACCCCCCAAAAAAACCUGCCUAUACACCAUCUGGUUAUAUAGUUGCUAUUGAUGCUUUAAGAUCAGCAUUUAGGCUGAAAUCGUGUUUGUAUUGUAUUGUUUCUGACUUGCAUUUCUGAAGCAGAAAAACAAAACAAGCAAAAAAGGCUAUUUUUUUGGGGGGGUCAUUCACCUGAUCAACGAGCUUUGCAGUUCAGACCGAGUGAAGGCGAAGAAAAGAGAAUGCUAAAGGAUGAGUCAGAGGGACACACUGGUUCAUCUGUUUGCUGGAGGCUGCGGGGGCACAGUUGGCGCUAUCUUGACGUGUCCGCUAGAGGUUGUAAAGACAAGGCUGCAGUCUUCCUCUGUCACUCUCUACAUUUCUGAAGUACAACUAAGCUCCGUGAACGGGGCUAGCGUCGCCCGGAUGUCUCCACCUGGACCCCUGCAUUGCAUUAAGUUGAUUUUAGAGAGAGAAGGACCUCGUUCUCUCUUUCGUGGCCUCGGUCCUAACCUGGUGGGAGUGGCUCCGUCCAGAGCGAUCUAUUUUGCGGCCUACUCGACGGCCAAAGAGAAGCUAAAUGGUGUACUUGAGCCUGACUCAACACAGGUGCACAUGGUCUCUGCCGGUCUCGCAGGGUUCACAGCGAUCACAGCCACCAAUCCUAUCUGGCUCAUAAAGACUCGCCUACAGUUGGAUGCCAGGAACCGCGGAGAGAGGCGCAUGAGCGCAUUUGAGUGCGUGAGGCGCGUGUAUAAAGCUGACGGGCUUCGUGGCUUUUACCGUGGCAUGUCCGCCUCCUAUGCGGGCAUCUCUGAGACAGUCAUUCAUUUCGUUAUCUACGAGAGCAUCAAACGUAAGCUCCUCGAGUCCAAGGCAAGCGCCAACAUGGAUGACGAAGACGAAUCUGUCAAGGACGCCUCCGACUUCGUUGGCAUGAUGCUGGCCGCUGCCACCUCCAAAACCUGCGCCACGUCCAUCGCGUAUCCUCACGAGGUGAUCCGUACCCGGUUGCGAGAAGAGGGCAGUAAGUACCGCUCGUUCUUCCAGACUUUGAGCAUGGUGGUUAGAGAAGAAGGAUACAGAGCACUGUACCGAGGCCUCACCACCCACCUCGUCCGUCAGAUACCCAACACGGCCAUCAUGAUGUGCACCUACGAGCUGGUUGUCUACCUGCUCAACGGCUAAAACCGGGGAGGAAGAGAAGAAGAGGAGGAGGUCAAGAGAAAGAAGAGAGCGAUGGAGAGGAAGAGACCAAAGGAAGCAGAACAAGAAAAAAAGAGUGAGAGUUAGGACAAGGAGCUUAAUGGGCCAGGCCUCAAGGAGGUGCUGUUGUCACAUGGCAGGAAUUAGUGCUGGUUUUGAAGCAACAAAAAUGUAAGCUUGCUUCAAACCAAGCCAAAAGAGAGAUGAGGAAAGGAAGGAAAGGAAAGAAGGUUGGCAUGUUUCUCUUCUGAAUCUGUAAUGUGAAGCAGUCCUUAGAGGACUGUCAAGAGGGCAGUGCUUGAAAAACAAAAUAAGUCAACUGAAUUCAUUUACGAUGAGAGUUUAUUUGGUUCUUUUUUUUUCCCAUGAGUUUUUUCUGAAAUUCUGAAUGCUUCUUUAGGAAGCUUUUUUUUUUUUUAAAUCAGUGUUCCUGGAAGCCAGUAACAAAACCAGUUGCAGGUUUUGCCAGCAAUAUUGUGAUAUUGUUUAAAAAAAAAAAUGUAUGAAAAAAUUGGGGCAAAAAUGCAAAAAAAGGUUUUCAAUCAUUUCCCUCUAGAGGUCAGGGUUUCCACACUGAUGACAGCUCCCUACGCACACGUGACCGCUUGGCGUUUCACUCGCGUGCUGACACCAGGCGGUCAGAUCUGUGAUCAUUUCGCGUACUUCAAACUGAAGUGUUGUCUGUUCUGUUUGGAUUUUUUUAAACAUCUUUCUUGUCUGAGUGUUUAUAUUGACCUGUCUUGAAAAAAAAAAUCAUGAGUUUUAGAGGAGACACUGGCCUGGACUGGAAAAUGGCGCUACUUGAAUUAAAAAAAAAUAAUAAUAAAAAAUCUCAGUAUUUUAAUCCAGGAACACACAACAUCAAGGAAUUAUCUAUUGUCCCGUUUGCUAGCUCUUUCCUGUGGAAUCAACAAAUCAUCAGAAAUUUGUUUCGCCCUUCUGCUUCCGCACCCAGACAGUGGCUUUUCUGACCGUAUAUACCUAUAUAUGCACUUUGUAGCAUUUCCAAGCUACACAAUCCUUGUUUUUUCUGUGUUGGACAGUUUACUAUAGUACUAUAAGACAUAGUAUUUACUGUAUAAGCAAGACAGUGUUUUGCGCCCAGUUCCUUUCGGAGGCUGUUGUACAGAUCAGUUUAGUAAACUUCUAGUGAAGGAUCUCUGUGUUUGUGUAUAUAGUAUGUACGUAUGUAUGUAUGUAUGUAUGCACAUUUAGAUAUUUAGUGUUCCCAUGAUUAUGUAGUAACAUGAAUGAAUGAAUGAAUGUUCGGGGUUCGUUUCAGAUCUUGCUCCAACAUCAAGGACGCGUCAAUAUCAAUUUCGAUAACGAUACGAUUCUCGUUUCCGCAUUUAAUAAGAAAUAACUAAUGACCAAAUUGACAUAUUCCCUACUUAAUUAUUCCCAUCAAUGCUAAGUAAAAAUAUCAAGAGAAGUGACUGAAGUGUUGUCCGGUAUUGAAUAAAAACUCGCUCGCUUGUUCCUUGCAAAAAAAAAAAGUGAAACAUUUUGCGUAUAAAUACUAUGGAUGCAUCCCUUGUUGUUACAUAUUAACAAUAUUACAUAUUGUUACAAUUUCUUAUUCCUCGCAUCUGUGAACAAUUUGACGAUUUGUUUCCGUUUCGUCAAUUACCGGAUUACAAAAGAGUUCGGUGUUUUAAUCCUAAAAACACACCGUGCUUACAUUCUUUAUUCCUUAUCAUGAAGUUCUGAAUAAGCACUGUUAAUCACCAUCUUCUAGAUGAUUCUAGAUUUAAAAAAUUUAACUUUUUAUUUGUCUUUAGUAUUAAUGAACCAUACGAGUUGGUAUAACAUCUCUCUGAACAGCCUUUGCUACAAACCAGGCUUUGGUGUAUUAUAUUAUUUGGUUUAAUCCCGGAUGACAAUCAUAUGACGCGUCUUUGACGUUACAUCACAAAACGUCAUGUGGAAUUCAAAAAUCGUGUAUGUUUUAAUCGACAAUUUUAAUUAAACAAAAUUCAAAAGUAAGACCUUAAAAGUACAUCACGAAUUUGAAUUAUUUAUUCAUUAAUAGCCCAGUACUAUAAUAUAAAAUAAGUAAAAUUCUAAUCAUUAGUGUUUAUGCGGUAUUCGUUGAAAUAAAAAAUUUUAAUGCAAAAUGUUGACCUUCCAAGCAAAAUUGAAAACGUAGAAAAUCGUUAAAAAAAAAAAAAAAAUUUUAAAACGGAUUCAGAAGUUUUGCAUUCGGAUGUUAUGUAAUGUAUUUUUCUUUUUUUUUCCGUUUGUUUGUUUGUUUUCCCCCACAAUCCCCUGCACUGGGACAACACUAACAAAUGAAUUGGUCGCAUAUCAGCUUUUGAUGUUGUGUUUUCUUUUGUUUUUUUGUUUUUGUUUUUUUUUUCUUGUGCGUGUGGGGAAAAAAUGUGACUUUUGCUGUAAUAUCAUACCUCCUUAUUUUGUACAAAAACGAGUAAAUAAAAAGCACAUAAAUGAA
Messenger RNA from Tachysurus fulvidraco (yellow catfish), 3780 nucleotides. It is a transcript of the gene slc25a36a, whose product is annotated as solute carrier family 25 member 36a. NCBI's taxonomy places the organism in Eukaryota, Metazoa, Chordata, Actinopteri, Siluriformes, Bagridae. The coding region runs from base 375 to 1310 and encodes 311 amino acids. Gene Ontology annotation, molecular function: pyrimidine nucleotide transmembrane transporter activity. Gene Ontology annotation, biological process: pyrimidine nucleotide import into mitochondrion. Gene Ontology annotation, cellular component: mitochondrion. The record is from RefSeq and is a predicted model, not a curated record. The transcript has 7 exons.